Cyprinodon variegatus (sheepshead minnow) is the source of this 2440-nucleotide messenger RNA. RefSeq names its product Rieske domain-containing protein-like. The transcript is spliced from 4 exons. Gene Ontology annotation, molecular function: 2 iron, 2 sulfur cluster binding. The coding region runs from base 259 to 750 and encodes 163 amino acids. Lineage: Eukaryota; Metazoa; Chordata; Actinopteri; Cyprinodontiformes; Cyprinodontidae. The record is from RefSeq and is a predicted model, not a curated record.
CGCAACAUUUGCUCGACUUCCUAUCGUAGUUUUUAUUUGUUUAUUCGCGGCCAAAGGUUUCGGUAAGCUUGUUGGAUAUAACGAAGUUUUCUUAAGUGUAAUUUAAGUGAGAUAAAUCACCGAAACCAGUCCUGUAAAGGAAGCAGUUUGGAGAUAAACUAUUUAGCCUGGGGACUCCAUGGUCUGGUCCCUUUAACUCAGUCAGCUGAGUCACCUGAGUCAGAGAGUGACCAAAACUAGAACAUCAGUACAAUCAGGAUGUCAUCUGAGGAAGUCAGCCCCCCUUCCUCCUCUCCCACAAUGCAUUUCAUCGGAAAGAAGGCAGAUAUUGUUAAGGCUGGCCGUGUGACAAAGCAGGUGAACGGAUGCAGAGAUGUGCUUGUCAUGUACCACCAUGGGCAGCUUUAUGCAUUGGACAUGCGCUGUUACCAUGCAGGUGGUUCAUUACAGAAUGGAGACAUUGAGGAGUUCAAUGGACGGCUUUGCAUUGUUUGCCCAUGGCACAAGUACAAGAUUACCCUAGCAGAGGGCGAAGGACUUUACCAAGCUGUGGACGAUCCUACUGUCAGACCACUUAGGAGUCACUGGCGCUCCAAGGGAAUCAAACAGAGGGUUCAUAAAGUCACUGAAGUCGGCGGGGAUGUUUAUGUGACACUGAAUGACUCCAGCGACCCUAUAGAGUCUGAUGUCUAUCAGACUGAGAAAUACAGGACUGGUACCUUCAAUAUGCAGCCCAAAGUCAAGACGUAGUGGGACUAUUAAACUGUUAUUUUAUUAAACUUUUUAUUUUUUUUAUUGUCCAACCCUCUCCUGCUUUCUAACGUAGUUUAAUAAUUAAACUGAACCGCGUGAGUACUUUUUGAUAUGAUGUCAAUAGUUUUCCAUUUUUAUUUUCUAGUACUGAUCUUUUUAAACUCUAAAGCUUUCAAACAAAGCAAUACCUCACAGGGAAAGAAUUAAGCUUUCUUAGGGAAGUAAGCUAUUAUAGAUCAUUACAGAUCAAGCCAAUGUGCAUCACUUUAAAGUUAACUGUAAUUCACCCCUGGUGUCCUUAAAAGUGGGUUGUCCUUUUGUCUUUAAGUUACUUUUAACAUUUAAUAUAACUGCUUUACUGUUUGAAUACACUUCUUUUUUUAAAACCAUGGUCUUUCUGGAGAAUUUGACCAUUCCUUCGACUAGUCAGUUGAAAUUUGGUUUCUUGUUUUCCAUGUCUGGUAUGGUGAAUAUAAGAAUGUUUUGUUCUUCCAUUCUCUACAGGACUAGUACCGCGCAAUUGCACUUUUUUUGUUGUUGUUUACAAUUGUUUAUACUGACGUGGCAUGGUUAACCUUUCAUUUGCCUCUCAUCACCAUAAAUUUAACAUUUUACUUGCCGUCUUUUAGCUGCUAUAUUUACUGACUGAAUGUACACAUUUGUAAUAGAAAAGAUAUUUUCUUUUCUCACAGUUUGUAGCAAUGUUGCCUUGCAGCAAGAAGGUCCUUGGUUUGAUUCCCGGACCAUGCAGUUUGCAUGUUCUCCCUGUGCAUGCAUGGGUUUUCUCCGGAUUCCCCUGCUUCCUCCUAUAGUCCAAAAAUAUGACUUUUAGGUUAAUUGGUAUCCCUAAAUUUUGCAUGGUUGUAUGUCUCUGUGAUUCCCUGAUAUAGACUGGCGACCUGUCCAGGGUGUGCUCCACCUUUUGCCCAUAGAAUAAUAGACUGCUGGAGGUAAGUCCUAGCUCCACCAAGACCUUAAUGGAUGGAUUUUUCUUUUUUUAGAUUCCAUAUUCAGACAAACUGGACCAUUUGAUUAUUAACCCCUUUAUGACAAUUGUUGCAAAUAUGCAACAAACCCUUACAGCCUAAUGUGAAUACAACACUAACUACAAUCUCUACUGCGACCAUCACAGAAACAUAUGAGCUGAUAUACAGUACAACAUUAGUGAUUCUUGAGUUGCUUGGCCAAGGUAAUCAAGAACUUCCAGAGGAAAAUAUCCACCAUGGCAGAGAAAGUUAGAAGCCAAAAUCAAGGCAACAUGGAAAGAAGUAAGCCAACUCUUUCAGAACUCCAGAGGGGAUCAUUUGGCAAAGGAAUGCUGCAGAAAUAUAAACAGAUGCCCAUACCUCAGCCACUGGAAAUUGCCAAACAAAGACUCCAAGCCUUGGCAGCCUAACUAAAGAGCUACACCAAAGAGAUGGAAGCCAGGCGAAUAAACUAGCUGUUCUCCACUGAACCAGCUGAGGGGUACUCCCAGUGGCAGGGUAACAACAACACAAGCCAACUUUCCAAAGCUGAAGAGUGAUGCACAGUGGCUAAAGGACCAAAGAGCUGACCAUGCAAACCUCCCUUAACAAGGUCCUGUGAACAUUAAAAUGGCAGACCUCCAACAAAGACUAUCUGGUCUACCAGCUGGAAAUCUGUUAAUACUUUCAAUCCAUUAUAAUUGCGAUUCUUCUCAAACACA